Molecule: messenger RNA, 948 nt
Organism: Plasmopara halstedii
Lineage: Eukaryota; Oomycota; Peronosporomycetes; Peronosporales; Peronosporaceae
Product: RxLR-like protein
Exons: 1
Coding region: 1-948 (315 amino acids)
Source: RefSeq, a predicted model, not a curated record
AUGUUACCGUUUGGUUUAGCUUUCUUUGCCCUUGCUAUCACGAGCGUUAACGCCGGUGACCCAAAAUACCUACGAUCAACCUCUUCUGACGAUAGCACCAAAGACGACUCAAAUUCCUCGCUCAGCACUAAAAUCGAUGAAAACGUUUUAGACGAUCACGAUCUCACCGUUGAUGUCGCCGAUUACGUGCAUGACAAUGAAAAUCUCGAUGGCAGUCAAUACGAGGUCGAUAUCAUGUCUUUGAUUGGCAGUGGGAGCAACCAGGUGGACUUGGUUGAUCUCAUUGCGGCUUUGAAAGAGACCAACGCCCUAGACACCAGCGCCUCUUUCGAUGACGAUCUGUCAUGGCUAAUUGACAGCCACUUAAAGAGCGAGAUUAACGAAACACCCGUGAAAAAAGGCAUUGUAGAUGAAUAUCCCUCUUGGCUUGGUGGGGAUGAUAGUGAAAGUGCACCCAAGAAAAUAGGUUUGAAGGACUAUUGGCUUCAUGAUAGCGACUCCGAGUCUGGGAGCGACGACUCUCUCACUGUCAAUGACACUUAUUAUAAUCCGGACUUCAAAACCCUACAAGCUCUCGACGAUGUGCUCAGCUAUUCCGAAAACGAUGAUGGUUCAACAUCUGAAGACAACGACAAUGAAAAAGAUGGCCAGACGACCUAUGUGAAGGAUGGUAGUGAACAUUUACCGGAGGCUAAGAAAUCGGUUCCGGCACCGACUACCAUCGACUCGACUUUGGAGGAAUACUGGGGAUCCAUGGCUGACAGCGAGUCUGAUGUUGAUGGCAUUUCGCUGGGAAAAAGCGCUAUAUCCAAGGAAAUGCCGCUCGGGUUAAGUCUCGAGUAUGACAGCGAUUCUACUUCGACUGAGGGCGACGAAAUGCAGCUUGAUUCAUCUCGUGAUGAGGAUAAAAACGUUAAGUAUGAGGAACAAACGAUGCCACCGUUUUAG